Messenger RNA from Fulmarus glacialis (Northern fulmar), 594 nucleotides. Its product is annotated as short transient receptor potential channel 1-like. The record is from RefSeq and is a predicted model, not a curated record. The annotation marks the transcript as partial. Gene Ontology annotation, biological process: calcium ion transmembrane transport; manganese ion transport; regulation of cytosolic calcium ion concentration. Gene Ontology annotation, cellular component: membrane; cation channel complex. The transcript has 4 exons. NCBI's taxonomy places the organism in Eukaryota, Metazoa, Chordata, Aves, Procellariiformes, Procellariidae. Gene Ontology annotation, molecular function: inositol 1,4,5 trisphosphate binding; store-operated calcium channel activity.
AGGUGACUAUUACAUGGUUAAGAAACUCUUAGAGGAAAACAGCUCGGGCGAAAUGAACAUAAAUUGUGUAGAUGUGCUUGGACGAAAUGCUGUUACCAUAACCAUUGAAAAUGAAAACUUGGACAUACUACAGCUUCUUUUGGAUUAUGGCUGCCAGUCAUCGGAUGCACUUUUGGUGGCUAUUGACUCGGAAGUGGUGGGAGCUGUUGACAUUCUACUUAAUCACCGACCAAAAAGAUCCUCAAGACCAACCAUUGUAAAACUAAUGGAACGCAUUCAGAACCCAGAGUACUCGACGACUAUGGAUGUAGCACCUGUCAUUUUAGCUGCUCAUCGUAACAACUAUGAAAUUCUCACCAUGCUGUUAAAGCAAGAUAUAUCGUUACCCAAACCUCAUGCUGUAGGCUGUGAAUGCACACUGUGUACUGCAAAGAACAAAAAAGAUAGUCUACGACAUUCCAGGUUUCGUCUUGACAUUUAUCGGUGUUUGGCCAGUCCUGCUUUAAUAAUGUUGACAGAAGAGGAUCCAAUCCUGCGAGCUUUUGAACUUAGUGCAGACUUGAAAGAAUUAAGCCUUGUUGAAGUUGAAUUCAG